GUAUCAGCCGCUCUUGUGGGCGUGUGCUUUUCUUUUCGGUCUUUUGGACUCUCUUUUUGAGGGCCACACGGAGAGAAAGGGUGGUUUCUUGUCUCCCCUUUCGCUGGGGUCUAGGGCUUGGGUUUGGUUGGCGUGGUUGGUUUGCGACUAUUAUCAUCACUUACGACGACGACUAUUAUUUCUGGCUACUACUCUCACCCUCUCUUUUGCCGGGUUCCCUCUCUCCUUUUUCGAAAGGAUGUUUGCGCCAUCGACAUCGACUCUCGUUUGCAAUUGAGAAAGAAGCCGUUUUGGGAAAGGAGUCCGAGAGGCCAGUCCUUCAUCUUCGUCAUACAUCUGGAGUGGUCUUCUGUCGGGUCUGGACCAGUUGAGAUAAGAGAAAGCGAUCUUGUGCAACGGAAGCGUCGCGUGUUCCUAUCACCAUGUCGGACGCAACAGACGGCGACAUGGCCGAUCUCCCUCAUGGCAACCGAGGGCAUCAAAUCAAUAUCACAGCGGCGCUCAUGAUGGUUGCCGCAUGGAUCUUUCUGGGGUUACGAUUGAAGAUUCGAUGGCCUUGGGGGAGUCGGAUGGGGUGGGAUGAUAUUGCUGUUAUGCUGGGAACUUUGAUAGCGACUGCGGAAAGUGGUACAAUAUUUCGAGCAGUGCAGUGCGGCCUUGGAAUGCAUAUGUACCACUUGGAAUGGGAGAUGAUUGGGCCACUGCGAGCAACAAUUAAAGCCAGCGACAUUCUUUCAGUGACGGCACUCUGUUGCUCAAAACUCGCGGUGUCAUUACUCAUUCUGCGAUUGUCGACAUUCAAACGCCAUAUUCAUGCAGCCUGGAUCACCACGGUGUUCAUUGUGAUAUGGGGACUCAUCGCCAUCACCAGCACAGCGGUCUCGCCUGAGAAUCUAGGAUUGAGGAGAGCGGGAUGGAUCUUCGUCGGCGCAUACAGCAUAAUCCUCGAAUUCGUACUCUUCGCUCUACCAAUAUUCUUGGUCUGGCCUCUCAAACUGCGGCUUGCUGCGAAGCUCACAAUCGUCGGAGGCUUCGCAUUUCGCAUCCCCGCAAGCAUCUUAACCAUCUUCCGCGUCCUCGUAGUCGUCAAAAUGCUCUCAGGCGAUCCACACGACCAAACAAUGGACGCACUAGAUUUCACCUGGGACUACGUCGAACCCACACUCUACAGUACCGUGGAAAUGUACUACUCUCUCAUGGCCGCCACAAUACCAUGUAUGCAUCUCUUCCUCAAAGCCUUCACCAAAGACUGGCUCCGCGACACCGCUGCUCAAGCCGGUCCAAACGCAAGGUCACACCGACCCAGCGCGUUCCUUAUCAGCAGUCUCAUGAGCAAAUCCUCAACAACGAAGAGCAGUGCCAGUAGCGCUCGAAGCACGAUGCAAAUGCGCGACAGCAUGACGGAUGCAGACUUGCUCUUCCGUGCGGAUGGCGGGACGACGGCGUGGGUGACGCAUCAGGAUGUCGAGGGUUUGCAGAACUGCGUGACGAAUGCGACCGAUAAGAUUAUGGUACAGCAGACUGUCGAAGUGCAGUUUGAUGACCGACCGCGUGCGGCAGAACGUGCGCUUUUGCAGAUAUGAGAGAGAGUGACAGUGAGAGGGAGGAAGCAGACCCAUAAGCAGACGGAAGAGGUUCGUGUACACAGCAAGUACUACGAUUACCUAAUCCACAAUUACGAUUUUACGAUCCAGUCGAAUGGCGUCAGUCCAGCACACCAUGCAAAGUGCUAAGCAAAAGACCAAAGAGAAGAAAUUGGCACAAGAAGAUUCACUUCACAGAAACGUGAAUAUAGAAAAAAUGUGCUACGAAAAGUAGUAUCAGGAGACUGUCCUCACGACAUCAAGCCGCAGAAUUCUCCACUGUCUUCCAAAAAUUGGUCCAGCAUCCACUCAUCUCUGCAAAAGCAAAGACUUCUACGCUGCGAAACCCCAGAAGUAUAGCCAGUAUACCCAGGGUGCAGCGAGACAUAGUAGGAUGAUCGCUAUGGUUCUGACAAUUCCAUAAAAGAUCCCACAAUCCAGGUCAUAACCAAUCAAGGCGACCCAUCUCCAACAUAGAAAGAACAAUUCUUCGCCCAAGAGAACACCAAAAAGACAACCACUCGAAGCAGGUCUACCUCCUCAAGGCUAGCUUUCGGAAACAAGCUUCGGAGUCUCAGCGCAGCUCUGCGGCAAUAACGCUGGUCGAGUAAACGAAUUCAAUCGCACUCCAGGGAUCUCGGGUCGUCGAUGUUUCGCAGGUAAUUCGAAGAAGUCUUUCGUAUGUUGUUGUGAAAUCCGGAAGUCAUAUUAGUCGAGGCCGAGACAUAUCGAAUGCUCGGACACUCAUGAAAGGAAAAGAGCCUGUUGCAACGUCUGAAGGCCAGAUAGUUCCAUAACCAGUAUUGGAACGAAGUCUCCUCGUUGUGCGGACAACGAAAAGCAACCCUCAACACCACACCGCAUCCGCUGUCUGACAUAGUGUUCAAGACCGGAGUGUACGAUGGGUUUCCAGGCCGCAAUCCAGUAUCCGCAAAAGGCAUUAGAAAGAAUCGAAGGUCCAUAGUUCGGCAUUCCAGAUGUCGUCAGGCAUGUACGGGCGUCGCAGAAGUAGAAAAAAUAUAGUGACGGUGGUCCUCCCAAUCCCAUAGGUCCCAUAAAAAAAAAUGCACAAUCCAUCCCUAAAACAUGCAAUCAUUCCACCCAUAAAACGUCUUUCUCUUUUGCUUCUCUCUGUAUCGACCGCGAGGUCUGUGAAAUCCUGUCUUUGUUGUUCGCAAGUGCAUGGCCUCCCGAGAAAAUAUGCAUCGAGUAUUCCCAUCGCUCGUCAUCGCAAAAUGGAAAAAGAGAGAAAAACAGAGUCGCUCGCUUGCUAAGGUGUCAAGAUCCAAAUCAAUAAACCAAGUCGCUUGCUAGUACGCCGUCCAGAAAAUGUGGAGUUGAGUGAUGUUGAUGUGUUUUUGUGAUGGUCAACAUCGGGUAUCGUUUGCAUCGCGUCAAUACUAAUAAUCGUGGGUCGCGUAUCGAGAAGCGCUGUGCGCAUCAGGCUUCUGGAGUAGUGACAGGAUCCAGGAUGUGGAAAAAGGUCGUCGGGCCUGGCCAGGACACCGACGGUUUUCAGUCGUUCAACGACAGCCGCGGAAGCGGAUCGCGCAAAGGGGUCGUCUUUGAGCAGCUCACACGGCGGUAGCAUACUGAGUGUGCAUGAAGCCCCCGUGGCUCAUGCCGAAGUCGCCAUAGCCGUAGCCAAUGUCCGAUCCACAGUGUAGAGGAAAUGAGCUCGACACUGGAAUUGGUGCGAUUGGCUGCGGUGAGCUGUAGUACUGCGAUGGCGCAGAUGUGUACGGCUGGCUGAAUGAUGGCGUCGGCGAUGGCAGCUGGACGUUGCUCAUAGACAUGUCCUGCCAGAACACGUUCGACUGGUUGUCGCUGCAUGUUGUGGCAGUAGGCGAUGGGGUCGACGGCAGCACCUUCCACGAAUCCACAGGCGUAGGAUGUGUUUGGAGCUGCAAUUGCUGAGGUGCCCACCAGCCACCAGCGACAGGUGCACUUGGCAUGACUGGUGCCGGGUGGAUGACAUCGACUAUCCGUGGUGGAGGAGGCAGAAGUGGAGCGAACAUGUUCAUGAUCUGGUUCUUCACUUCGGCGGAGCGGCCAUCGAGCAGCUCGCCGGCGCCAUCCUCCUCCAUGCCUUCCAACGCGCGGGCCCCAGUGCGGAAGACGAACUUAUUCGCGGCUUGCACGAACUCUUCUUGCAUCUUCUUGAUCUGCGCUUCCUUCUCGGGCCAGCUCCACGUGCUCGCUGAUGAGUCGACCGAGUAGAUGUCCUUGUGAUACUCCACCAAUGACUCGAUCGUCUCGGGUGUCAGCUUGAAAGCGACUUCGUGUUGGGAGACCAUGUCGACGUGCACCACAUAGGCCUCGAUGUGUACAAGCUGGAAAUUGAAGAGUGCUUCCACAAGUGGGUUGUCGUCUUUGCGCAAUUCAGUAUCGGGCGCCUUUGGCAGCAUGAGUGAGGCCAGGGUCCAGAUAGCAGAAGAUCCACCGAGUGUUUCUGUCAGACAUCGAAAGUGUUGUGGGACACUGUUGAGUGGUCGCUUGAUUCGGUUGAUGCGCUUCAACGUUUGUGUUAACCAAGGCUCCACCUUUGUGUUCAGCACGAUUUCGGGUCCAGAUCGGGGCGCGAAGGCUGCCGCUGACGCGGGCAGUAAUUGCACAGGCAUGAUUGAUGUUGUUGACUGAUGUGUGAUUGAAUUCCUUUCCUGUUCCAGACAGUAUGGGGAUGCGAUGAGCGAUAUAUGUAUGGGGCGGGCGACAGCAAGAUGAUUGGUAUAAAGUGGAACGACGUAAUAUGCCUGGGGGUUGCAACGAUGGAAGAAUUAGGCUGCUCGCCCUGGGUUAGAAGAAUGAAUGUAGAAGGGAGGAAGGCUAUGAGCCAAUGGGCGGGCGGAG
Molecule: messenger RNA, 4433 nt
Organism: Cercospora beticola
Lineage: Eukaryota; Fungi; Ascomycota; Dothideomycetes; Mycosphaerellales; Mycosphaerellaceae
Source: RefSeq, a predicted model, not a curated record